AGCGGAGUUCAGACGGACUUUUACGUGUUUGUGUGUGUGUGUGUGUGUGUGCACUCUGCGCAGCCCAGCUGUGUCUGCGGGGUCAGUAGCGGCUCUCGCAGAGCGGUACCGGUCCCGGUCCGGUAUGUCUGUGUUCAGGUCGGAUCUGUUCAGUAGGAAGGUGGCGAUCGUGACCGGCGGAGGAAGCGGGAUCGGAAAGGCCAUCACAGCGGAGCUGCUGCAGCUAGGAUGCAGUGUGGUCAUCGCGUCUCGGAAGUUGGAGCGAUUGGAGGCCGCAGCUGAGGAGCUGAAGCCCCAUAUCCCGGAAUCCUCCGGGCCACCCCGGGUCACCCCCAUCCGGUGUAACAUCCGCGAUGAGGACGAGGUGAAGAAUCUGGUGGCGUCCACGCUGAAGCUGUACGGCCGGAUAGAUUUUUUGGUGAAUAACGGCGGCGGUCAGUUCAGCAGCCCGGCGGCCAGCAUGAGCCUGAAGGGCUGGAAGGCCGUCAUCGACACGAACCUCACGGGAACCUUUCUCUGCUGCAAGGAGGUGUACAGUGCGUGGAUGCAGAAGAACGGGGGGGCCAUCGUUAACAUCAUCGCUGAUAUGUGGAGGGGCUUUCCCGGCAUGGCUCACACAGGUGCUGCCCGCUCUGCAGUGGACAAUCUGACUAAAAGUCUGGCCAUCGAGUGGGCGGACAGUGGAGUCAGGAUCAACUCUGUCGCUCCGGGAACGAUCUUCUCUAAAACUGCGAUGGAGAACUAUAAGGAUCUCGGCCCCAUGAUGUUCCAGAAAGCUGUUCCAUCCAUCCCAGCAAAACGCCUGGGCUUCCCUGAGGAGGUGUCUCCUGCCGUGUGUUUCCUGCUCUCUCCGGCCGCUUCGUUUAUCUCCGGAGCGACGCUGAAGGUGGACGCAGGACAGAGUCUGUAUAAGGCCGUGUGGGAGAUACCAGAUCACUCAGCGUGGCCGGCGGCUCCUGAAGGAGAGAGCGUAAACACUCUGAGAGAAAUUAUGAACGAUCUUAAAUCCAAACUGUAAAUUAGAACUGUAAUUCUCUGAGUGGCCUGCAGGGGAUGCUGUGCUGAGAGAAUGAACAGUGAAUGAAUUAAAGCCUCAGACGGAUGUUUUUUAUUGUAAUUUUUCUAGUCUUUUUGGUAUUUCUGCCUUAAACUAAUCUGAUCUGAUCAAUCAGGAUAAUCUGUUAACAGAUUAUAACGUAACGAUUAAUUGGAAUAAUUUGUUAUUGGAUUAUAAUAUAAAGAUUAAUCAGGAUAAUCUGUUAUCAUAUUAUAACGAUUAAUUAGAAUAACGUGUUAUUGGGUUAUAGCAAUUUAUUUAGGAUAAUUUAUCAGAUUAUAACGAUUAAUUAGAAUAAUCUAUUAUCAGAUUAUAGAGCUGAUUGAUCAUAUGUUGAAGUUCUAAAAGUGAAUGUAAGGUCGUUCAGUUUAAACUGAAACUGUAAACAGAUUAAACAUCAUCUGUCAUUAAUUGCUAUGAAACUGAUAUUGAUCAUUCAUUAAUAAUCAUGCAUCUGUGAAUUAAAGAUUUACUGUUUAAA
Messenger RNA from Colossoma macropomum (tambaqui), 1538 nucleotides. It is a transcript of the gene pecr, whose product is annotated as peroxisomal trans-2-enoyl-CoA reductase. Gene Ontology annotation, biological process: phytol metabolic process. The record is from RefSeq and is a predicted model, not a curated record. Gene Ontology annotation, cellular component: peroxisome. The transcript is spliced from 8 exons. Lineage: Eukaryota; Metazoa; Chordata; Actinopteri; Characiformes; Serrasalmidae. Bases 125 to 1018 code for a protein of 297 amino acids. Gene Ontology annotation, molecular function: trans-2-enoyl-CoA reductase (NADPH) activity.